AUGUUGGAUCGCCUGGUUGGGAAUUCUUCUCUACAGGUUCAUGCCCCAGAGCUGUUGGAGAUAAUCCGCAAUUUACAGCGGAAUGUUGACCUGCUAGACACGUUGCCCAUGGUUUUAACUCACAAUGACUUUUCACAAGUCAAUAUACUUGUUAAUGACGUUGGGAACGUGACCGGUGUGCUGGACUUUGAUGAGGCUGGAAUUGAGGCAUUUGGAAUGUGCACCUGGGGGUUAUACGAAUCCUUCUUUGGUAGUAUGGAGGAUAGCAGAUGGUCAUUCUACGACGAAAUGCCGCUACUUGCCGACACAUUUUGGGUAUCGCUCUGGGCUAACGUCCCGUCAAGCCUGAAGAAAGAAGAGAAGGAGAAAGCAAUCAAAGUUUCAUUAAGCAUCGGAAUUUUAAAUCGAUACUUCAUUCAGGGGAUGAUGAACACGAUAGAUCUAACGAGCCAAGUCCAUCGUCGGUCACUCGAGUAUGCAAAAGGAAUUUUGCCUCGGAUUUGGGGAAAUUAG
Molecule: messenger RNA, 513 nt
Organism: Penicillium malachiteum
Lineage: Eukaryota; Fungi; Ascomycota; Eurotiomycetes; Eurotiales; Aspergillaceae
Exons: 1
Coding region: 1-513 (170 amino acids)
Source: RefSeq, a predicted model, not a curated record